AUGCUUGAACAGCUCGACAUCGCGUUUCGGCCACAGCGAGCGCGGUCUAGCGGAGCAGCGGGCAUCCUGAACACGAGCAAGGUCGCGCCAUUCAUCCCCACGACGUCCUUCGCCUCGACAGCACCCGUCCCUCCCUUCGCGUCCUCCUCGCCCCGCUCUCUCGCCUUGCCCAUCGGCGACUGCAGCGCAAAGACGAGCGUCCUCCUCCCAUCACCGCGCUUCGCACUGCCCUCCUCCUCCUCAUCCACCUCGUCGUUCGAGACGGCUCUCACCACCCGUCCUCCGAAACUGAAGCGACGCGUGACGUUCUCGCCCACCCCGCUCGCGUCGCUGCAGUCUUCGCCGAAGCACAAGGGGAGGUACUCUUCGCCGCUUGGUGCGGGACGAGGCACGGCGGGAGACGAGGAGAAUGCGGGAAUGGGCGGUCCGUUCGGGAGGGAGAGGAAGCGGCCUCGGCUGAUGCGGAACGUCUACUCGGACAACCCGCUCUUUGAGGCGAGGCGGACGGCUGGACGUUUGGCGGCGGACGAAGAUGCGGCGUCGAGCGGCUCGGACGUUGCGGCGGGCGGAGAGUCGUCUGACCCUGCGCUUUCCUCGUCGCCCGCUCGCCUCGCCACCUUGCUUCAUCCUCCAGCGCGACCCGUCGCCAACCGCUCGGUGCAGAUGCUGAGAUCGCCACCGCGUCCGCCGCAACUCGCUGUCGAAGUCAAGUCGAAGCGGGCUGUGCCGAACGCAGGCGAUGCAGUCUUGCCCUUCAGGCUGCCUGGCCUCGUCAUCGUCGAGCAGCCGCAGGACGCGCAAGACGACGCCGAUGCGGACGGCACGGACAGCGAGACGGAGAGCGAGGUCGUCUCGUCCCUUCUACUCCCGACGACUUCGGCCGCUGCCCUCAAUCCCUCGCCCUCGCUUUCCUCAGACACGCCGUCCUCUUCCUCUCCGCUCCGUUCGCCUUCUCAGCGACUUCGCCCUCCCACGUCCUCGAAGCCUUCCAUCGACCGGCCUAUCCUCCCGCUCAAGCCGAUCCUCAAGCCUUUCCCGCAGCCUCUUCCCGCUUUGCUCGCAAAGGACGAACGGGAAGGCCAGCGCAAGAACGGUCGAGGAAGGCGCCACGUCGUCGGCUGGGAGAGCGAGAAGAGGGCGAAGGAAAAGGCGGAAGAGGUGCGGGAGCGGAGGAAGCAGUUGUCGGAAUCGAAGAAGCGGAAGAGGGAGGCUGUCGAUGCUGGCGAAGGUGCUGGCGGGAAGGGGAAGGAGCGGGCUGCGGCAUCCUCGUCGACAUCGGCUGCGGCCAGCUCGACAGCCGCCGGGUCGAAGAGUCGGGGCAGGGUGACGAGGUCCGGCAAGACGAGCGGUGAUGGCGGCAACGGAGGCGGGAAUGGCGACGAUGACCAGCGUCGCCGAAAGCGCCCUCUGCCGUCAGGUAACGGGAAUGGCGGCCCCGGAGCACCGUCACAGACGCCUUCGCCAGCGCUCGACAGCAUCGGCACGAAGCGCUUCGCGUAUGCUGUUGCUGCCGACGAUCCGGUUCUCCUCAUGACGCCUCUCCUUACGCUGCGCUCGUCUUUGCGCCCGACCGAAGCAUUCGACUCCGCCUACGAGGGCGCAGCACCCGCUCUCCCGCCUCGCCCUCAUCCCGACGUUCCUCCACUUGUCGAGGUCGAAGGCGCACCCGGCGUACCAGUCUUCCCGUCUCCGCCGACCCUUCUCAACGACGUCGAGGACGCCUACGUGGCGCUCAAGAACGCCCUCUUCCAGCUUCCCGCGACUUUCGACGCCGCCGUCACCCUCACUCCGCUCCGCACCCAUGCUUCAACCCUUCUCGGCGCACUUACUCGCGACAUCGGAAACAUCAAAACGUUUCCGGCUUGGGUUAAGGAGCAGCCUAUCUCGCAGAACAACGACGGCGGCCUGUCGAGUCCGUUCCCGCCGGCUUCCGACGACCUCAUCUCGAGUCCGGCUGGACAGCCUGCCCCGUCGAGCGAGUCGAGCAGCAACGGCGCAAUGCGGACGAGCCUCACGGAGAGUCAGAUGCGGCGCAUGAGGGACGAGGUGGCGGUUGCUCAGGCGGCGAUCAAGUGCGCCGCUGUGAUCGUUAGGGAUGAACGGCUCAUUGAAGCCUUCGAAGCCGAGUCGCUCGUGUCGCUCGUUUCCCUCGUCUCGUCGAUUCCCCUCGCGCCCGACAUCCUCGGCAUGGUCCAGCGAGACCUCUUCCCCUUCAUCCCCUUCCUCAUCCAGUCACAACAAUUAUCGCCUCAGCGCAUUCAGCCGCUUAUCGUUCCGGUCAUACUCCCUGCACUCCGGGCGACGCUAUCGAUGGGAACCAAGAUCGACCGGUUCCGCUUCGCCUUCUGCGAGUCGCUCGACGCUCUCGCGAAACUCCUGCACACAAACGCUCCCGACCUUCUCGCCGACGAUGCACGCGGAAUCUGGCUUCGUCCUGCGACAAUGGGACUGUGGGAGGUGUCGAGGAAGGGCUUGAGCACGCGCGAGAAGACGAUGCAGGUGCUCGGCAGGGCCGUGCGGGCUUUCACGAUGCCGCUGGAGGAGGGUCGCGAUGCCGGUGAAUGGGAGGGCCAGCGCGGGGUGGUUCGUGAGAAGCUCGCCUCGAACUUUGGCGCCGACUUCCUCGAGAUUCUCAACGAGUCGCCGUCAGACCUUCCGGCUCUUCCGACCGAUGAGGAGUCCAAAGUCACGUUCCGCGACAUCCUGCUCGAGCAGAUCACAACACCGCCGGCGGUGAGCGAGAACGCCUCGCCUGAGCAAGUCGCAGCAGUCCGAGACUCGCACGACCUGUCAAAGGUUGCGAAGCUCGCGCUCAUGCCUGCACUACUGCAGAGCAGCUUCCGCAAGUUCGAAAAGGGAGGAGUCGGACCCUGGAUCCGCCCAUACAACACGUUGACGAGCUCGACCUGCGCGCCCGUGCUCACUUUGUCUGCGCUCGCAUGGUCGAACCUCAUCUACGCCUUUACGAAGACUGCGAGCGGCAAGACCAGCGCGUCAUGGAUCUUCCGCGCCGACCAACGACCCUUCGGCAUCAUCGUCAACCUGUUCACCGCGCGAGCCGCGCGCUGGUCGCAGAGUGCGCAAGCCGCGUCCGACCCUGCGAAGCGGCAGAAGGCCAAGUUGCACGCCAAGGCGCUCGCCCUCGCCUUUGCGAGCGUUGUGUACGGCCUCACCGUCCACGCUCGCCACGGAACAUCGUCGCACCGAGAUGAAGACGCGCCUGUCGACAGUCCUCUUUCCGCCGCGCGCUUCGACCACCACAGCUACACCUUCUCGCACUUGUUGGAGCCGCAUCUUGCGCCGAUGGCGCAGUCGACCGUGUCGGCCGAGGUCAACUCGCUUGCCUGGUCCAUCCUCGCCAAUAUCGUUCGACCGCGAACACCUACCGACCGCCAUGCUGUCCUCGAGACACUAGUCAACCCUAUCUUCCUCGACUUGCCGAUCAGCGAGGUCUCGCCCGACAGCCCUCCUAUGGAGCACCUGCUUGCGGUCGGCAUGCAUCGCGCCGUCCAGCCGUCGCAGAUCCCCGGCUGGGGAGCCCAGUGGGUCGCGUCGAACGUCGAGCGCAUUCUCAAGCUCUUCGAACAGUGCCUGCCAGCCGCAAACGAGAUCCCGCCGCUCGUGCAGGACAACAUGACGCUCGCAUGGCAAAGCCUCAUCCGGAAUCUCCUCGACAGCCCGAAGCGUUUGCGAACGGCCCUCAACUGGCUUGUCCAGCUUACGCGCAGCCGACCGACCAUCGCUGGCGAGUUCUGGGCGGCGACAGUCGCCCGCUCCGAAGCGCCUCUCGUCGAGGCGGUCGCAAAGGUCGCAUCGGCGGACCGCGACGUCGUCGAAGCCGUGACGAAAGCCUGGCUCGGUCUUCACGAAAAGCCUCAGCCACCCGCAGCUGCACUCGCUCGCGCAUGGACGAAGGUUCUCUUCGCCGGCGAUCGUGCGGACCUGACUGUUCACCAGCUCGACUCGGUCAUCUCGCUGCUUCGGUACCACCUCGCAACGGAAUCGGCAAUCAGCGACGGCGUCUGGUUCGAACUUGCGCGGGUCGUCAACGUCGCGCUCUGGCAAAAGCCUCGCGACGCCCUUUGCUCGCACCUGUCGAUGCUGUUGAGCAGCCCGACAGAUGCCGGCGCCAAUCUGCGCCUCUGCGCUCUCCUCGUCCAGGCCAGUCACGGCUUGCACGUCGACGCGCAGAACGACGUCCUCGCGCUAGCGACACACUCGGUCGACGUCGUUCUCGGAACCGAGUCAGCAACAGAAGACAAUAUCGAGUUGAUCAACCGAGUUCUCCAAGCGGCUUCCGACCAGACCUUCCCGACCCUUUACAAGCACAUCCUACGGCACCUCGCGCCGCUCGUACAGCCGACUUCGGAGCACCUGCGCCAUUUCGCUCCUCUCCUCACGCCCUCCCUUGAACGCGCCUACAACCUGGCUGUCAACGACCCCGAGAGCCAAGCCGGUCUUGAGGCGUCGAUGGCUGCUCUCGAACCGACACACAUCAUUAUUCAGCCUCUCACGUCGUUCUACGAAUUUUGGAGGGCGACGUUCGGGCGGGCGACAGGUCAUCUCGAGAUCCCGGCCGACAUGGUCGAUUCGCUGCACAUUAUGAGGCGCAUCUCGACUAGCUUCGACGUCCCCGGACUCGCGGACACGCAGGCAUCCUCGCUCGGCUCGAUGCGUCCAGCUGCGGCCGCCGAGAUGCCUGCCGCUGCGCAGCCUACGGCUUCUACCACCCGACAAGCGCCACGACCGGCGACCCUUACGACGCCCUCCGGACAUCGCUCGGCAGGCUACGAGGCGAAUCAGUCUCGCUUCGGCGCUGGCGGCGUCUCGAAUGACACUGCGACGGGCUCGACUUUCACAGCGUCUCCCCCUCGCGAAGGAGGCGGACCAUCGCCGUCGCUCUAUGCAGACCAAGAAGCGACAGACCAAGCCGCCUUCAAGGACGAUGCAGUUGCGGAAACGCAGGUCGUCGAGGAGACGCCGAAGGCUGUUGACGCCAUGCGGACUCGCGAGUCUAUUGCAGCGCUGCUCAGCGACGCUGCGAUGGCCGAGCACGGGUUGGAAGCGAGCACGACCGCGUCGGAAAGUUUGGGGGAGCCGAACGGACGGAUUGAGCGCCCCGAACUCGUCGGCGAGACAGCCAGCUCAGCCUCCGCUUCGCCUGCGCAACCUGGACCGUCGCGAACAGCAGCCGGUCCGAGCAAGAAGCGCGCCCAUCCGCGCGACGUUGAGGUCGAGAUUCCGGUCAAGAAGCGAAAGGCGGCCUCGGGCUCUCGCACGAAGGGCAAGCGAGGCAAGGCAUCCGCAUCGCCUACUCCUCCGCCCCCUCGUGCAGAUGGUGAUGAAGGCGGGACACAGGAGGCUUCGGCAUCGCUCGACCGGCUCGGCGACACGCAGGACGAGGAAGUCGUCCGCCGCUUUUUCGCGCUCCCGAUCGACACGGUCGUCCAGGUCGGCAAGCGCAUUGGCGGCUCGCCAUCGCUGAAGCGUCUGAUGGACCUCGGCGAGCGGGCGAAGGAGUACAUCGAGUCGUUCCAGUCGGGGUCGUCGUCUUGA
This is a messenger RNA of Rhodotorula toruloides NP11, 5556 nucleotides long. RefSeq lists its product as uncharacterized. The record is from RefSeq and is a predicted model, not a curated record. Lineage: Eukaryota; Fungi; Basidiomycota; Microbotryomycetes; Sporidiobolales; Sporidiobolaceae. The coding region runs from base 1 to 5556 and encodes 1851 amino acids. The transcript is spliced from 11 exons.